CCGGCAAAUGCCAUAAUAAUCCCCAUGGUUUUUCACAAACUUCCCAUCGCUCACCCUCUAUCUCAAUAUAUUAUAUAUAUAUAAGGGACCUACCCUACCAUUUCCUUCAUCAACCUAGCACAUAUCCGUCUUGGAUCAAUUUCAUCAGUGACACAAAGUUUGUUCAAAGCAAAGAAGAAGAGUGAUAUUGUGAAGAGCAGAGAAGAUGAGUCAAACAAGCAGAGCAUUUGUGGCAGCAACUGUUGGAGUUGUGGAGGCCAUGAAAGACCAGCUGGGGAUCUGCAGGUGGAAUCAUGUCUUAAGAUCAGCGCAGCAGAAUGCAAAGAACCAUCUCAGGUCCUUGUCUCAGGCCAACAACCUUUCUCCUUCAACUUCUGCAAUGGUUUUAAGCAAAGCAAGAGAGCAGAAACUGAAGCAGUCGGAGGAGUCUCUGAGGACGGUCAUGUACUUGAGCUGUUGGGGUCCCAAUUGAAGCACAACUCAGCUGAAGAUAGUGACCGUACGAUGAGGAGCCACUGAUUUCUGGUAGAGAUUCGUUGAAUGAAGGAAGAAUAUUUGAAGACUAGCUACCAGACUUUUUGUAGAUGCAUAGCAUAGCAGUGGGAAAUGUCAGGCGGAUUGAGCUUAGUAUUCUGGAUGAUGCAAAACCAUCCUGGUUUGUAAAUGUGUAAAUGGAAAUUGCCCUGAUUAAUACAUACACGAUUU
This is a messenger RNA of Corylus avellana, 705 nucleotides long. RefSeq lists its product as uncharacterized. NCBI's taxonomy places the organism in Eukaryota, Viridiplantae, Streptophyta, Magnoliopsida, Fagales, Betulaceae. The record is from RefSeq and is a predicted model, not a curated record.